This is a messenger RNA of Malassezia pachydermatis, 1650 nucleotides long. RefSeq lists its product as hypothetical. The transcript is spliced from 4 exons. The record is from RefSeq and is a predicted model, not a curated record. Gene Ontology annotation, biological process: transcription initiation at RNA polymerase III promoter. Gene Ontology annotation, cellular component: transcription factor TFIIIC complex. NCBI's taxonomy places the organism in Eukaryota, Fungi, Basidiomycota, Malasseziomycetes, Malasseziales, Malasseziaceae. Bases 1 to 1650 code for a protein of 549 amino acids.
AUGACCGAAGCGGCGUCGACGCCUGGUCGUGCGGACAAGGACGACCCUACUGCUCCUGUAUGGACGAUACCCUCGCGAUCCGUGGUGACAAUCGAGUACCCAGGGUAUAUUCAAAGCUCCGUGGACUCGUUGCAUCGUGCGCUCGCCUCGCUAUCUCCUAUGGAUGGGCCAAUGCCAGGGAUCGCGAGUGCGUCGUAUGCACUGGCGCACAUAUCAUCACUGUUGCAACGAGGCAGCCGCAUUGUGGAAUGCCGUCUACCUUCGUGGGGCAAAGAGGAUCCGCUCGAUGUGUACAGACACCCGCUGCUGGGUGAUGUGGUCGAUGCAUCAUCGCUGGUCGUCCGUAUGCACCGCCAAGUAUGGAAACGCACUGUGAAGGGCGUGACUGAGUACCAUCGUCAGUACGCACUUGAACUGAUCGGUGCAUCAACGUGCACUAUACGUUUCCGUCGAAUGGCCGACUUUGCUUUUCGUCCUACGGCCCCUGCGGGACAGACGGAGCAUCCCACUAUGGCUCUGCAUCAAGCCUUGGUACGCAUGGAUGUGGAUGCCAUACGCGCUUAUCGCUUCCCUACCGAAUCGGAGACAUAUCAAGUGCCGGAUGUCCAGGGGACACUCACCAGCAACCUGGCCAUGCUUCCGCCCCCUUUCUUCAGCCGUCAAGAGCUACCUUUCCAUUAUGCUUAUCGCCAAAACCCCACUUCUAGCUUACAAACUGUGUCCUUGGCAGAGACAUCGAAACGUGCACGUCGUACCGCUCGUAAAGGCUCGUAUGAGUCGCAAGAUACCCCACUGCCACCAGUCACGACGACACGCUACAUCAACAGAGCGCGAUGGCGUAAUUUGGCUCCCAUUGCCAUCAAAUUUGGCGACACAGGUCCUGUACCAGCACAUGCGGAAGAUUCGUUGCUACAAAUGGCGCUGUCCGAUCGUCAAAAGACGCUCCUCAAGACAUUGCACAAGCACAUGGAUACUCGUCCUAUUUGGUCGCGACUCAGCUUGCUGAAUCAAUUCACUGUGGAAGAGGGCAAAAUGCUCAUGCAAAACAAGGAACUGUUUGCUAUGGCGGCUUACACUUUUGGCGAUGGGCCUUGGCGCGAUGCAUUGGUACGCUUCGGAUACGAUCCACGCACGGAUCCGGAUAGUCGGUGGUACCAACGCAUUCACCUGCGUGGAAAGACACCCCGUGCACCUUCUACACGCGGCACAUUUAAAGCUGAGUAUGGCCACGGCACUACACCAGCGGAAACGGGACCGGUACCCUUGCCACGCGCCGAGAAAGAAUUGCGGACGCCAUCGCAUGUAUUUGAUGGAAAGACACCGACAUUCUCCACUAGUACCUUCCAGCUAUGUGAUAUUACCGAUAUCAAUAUUGUCCCGCUCAUUCGAGCGGAAGGGCCGCAUCAUCUAUGUCCUCAGCCCAAUAUUUCUACAGGCUGGUACACAGCAUCGACAUGGGAAGCCCUGCGAUCCGCUGUCUCUACAAGUUUCCACACACUGUUGGCUUCCUCAUCGAGCGUAGCCGCUCCACGUUACGGGCCCAAAACUACGGAGAAACCCACAGGAGCUGACGAGCCGCCUAGUCAAUCGAGCGAUGACGACGACGAGGAGAGCAACUCGUCUGCCGAGAGCGAUGAGGGUGUGAGAUAA